Messenger RNA from Tricharina praecox, 537 nucleotides. Its product is annotated as 60S ribosomal protein L29. Gene Ontology annotation, cellular component: cytosolic large ribosomal subunit; ribosome. The transcript is spliced from 4 exons. Bases 183 to 380 code for a protein of 65 amino acids. The record is from RefSeq and is a predicted model, not a curated record. Gene Ontology annotation, biological process: cytoplasmic translation. Gene Ontology annotation, molecular function: structural constituent of ribosome. Lineage: Eukaryota; Fungi; Ascomycota; Pezizomycetes; Pezizales; Pyronemataceae.
GCCCAACAACACCCACACACUAGGGUUUGUGACUUGUCUAACCCGCACCCACACAAACUACGGCGGAAGCCCCCCGUCAUCCAAGUCUAGCGAUUUCCCGCCGGCCUUCACGAAUUAACGACCGAUCGAAAACAAACGCCGACAACCUACCCCCAUUUCUCGACAAUCCGAAUACCGUCGCGAUGGCCAAAUCCAAGAACUCGUCCCAGCACAACCAGUCCAAGAAGGCCCAUAGGAACGGUAUCAAGAAGCCUAAGACUUUCCGUUAUCCGAGCUUGAAGGGAACCGACCCCAAGUUCCGCCGCAACCACAGACAUGCUCUCCACGGCACCAUGAAGGCCAUCAAGGAGUUCAAGGACGGCAAGCGGGAGACCGCUUAGAUAUUCCAUAUCUAAUGUGAGCGGUGGAAAAGGGAAGAGGUGUUUCAGCGUCGUCGUUUUCCGAUUCAUACACGGGGGUUUCUUGCAAAUUUCGGUCAAUCUGGGGGUUUACUGGGCGCGCACGACAUGAGAAUCAUCUUCUUUUCUCAAUCCCGGU